Molecule: messenger RNA, 9995 nt
Organism: Seriola aureovittata
Lineage: Eukaryota; Metazoa; Chordata; Actinopteri; Carangiformes; Carangidae
Product: receptor-type tyrosine-protein phosphatase gamma-like
Exons: 30
Coding region: 501-4880 (1459 amino acids)
Biological process (GO): protein dephosphorylation
Molecular function (GO): protein tyrosine phosphatase activity; protein binding
Source: RefSeq, a predicted model, not a curated record
CUCAAGACUGUUUUAAAGUCUCUGCUAGACUUGGGCUUUACACGUUACUUCCUGGAUGGAUGGAGGAAUGGGAAGCUUCCAGCACCUCUCCAUCACCACCACUUACACCACCGACUGCCCCCUCUCUGUGUGUCCGAUGAGCGCUCCCUCCACCGCCGCAGCCGCAUGAGCGACACCGCGCUGAACGGACCGUCGCCGCUCGUCUCCUCUAACCCACUUUUCCCCCUGCUGCAGACACACGCUCCUCCACCACCGUCAAUCUCUUGAGUGUUAUGCUCUUAUCCGGGAAUAUCGGAGGGAUUCUGCUACGGAAAGACUUUAUUGGACCUCUAACUAAAUUUCUCCGCCCUUCACCUCCACCGUGCACCGUCUCGGUCUGCGCUGCGUCUCCGGCGCUGCUUCUUGCACAGAGAAGGCGUCGUUAAUUUGACCGCAAAAGGAGGAGAAACUCAACAGUUGCUGCUGCUUCUUGUUUGCAUGUCGACGUGCAUGUUACUACAAUGUGGAGGCUACUGCAAUCGUGUUGCUGCUGCUGGUGGAUUUGCUCUCUCGUUUUGCCAGCCUUCGUGCUCCUCCGGGCCGAUUGUCAUCCUGCACUGACAGGAAGCCAGGCCGAGUCCCGAGCCCCUGUCCCCGGCCUCCUCAGAGCCACAGCCGGUGGUGGCACACGACUCCGCAGAGCUGCCGCCGAGGAGACCUACUGGGCCUACUCAGGUAUUUAUGGUCCAGAUGAGGGCUGGGUGUCUGCCUACCCGGAGUGUGGAGAGAGAAACCAGUCGCCAAUCAACAUUGUGGACCAGGACACCAAAGUGUCCACAGAGUAUCAGGAGCUGACACUGGAGGGCUUUGAUACCGAAUCCUCCAAUAAGACGUCUAUGAAGAACACCGGCAAAACAGUGGCCAUUAUGUUGAAGGAUGAUUACUUUGUCCGGGGAGCAGGACUACCAGGGAGAUUCAAGGCAGAGAAAGUGGAGUUUCACUGGGGUCCAAGCAACGGAUCUGAGGGCUCCGAGCACAGCAUCAACAGCCGGCGUUACCCUGUGGAGAUGCAGAUCUACAUGUACAAUUCAGACGACUUCGACAGCCUCAGCGCAGCACUCAGGGAGAAGAGGAUCAUCGCAGCCAUGGCCGUGUUUUUUCAGGUGGGAGGGAAGGACAAUCCUGCUGUUGAACCCAUAAUCCACGGCCUGAAGGGAGUGGUGCAUCAUGAAAAAGAGACUUUCCUGGAGCCGUUUGUGCUGAAGGACCUGCUGCCGUCCUCGCUGGGAAGUUACUACCGCUACACCGGCUCCCUGACCACGCCGCCCUGCAGCAAGGUGGUGGAGUGGAUCAUCUUCAGCAGACCUAUCUACGUCUCAUACAAACAGUUGGAGGCUUUCUACUCCAUCUUCACCACGGAGCAGCAGGACCAUGUUAAGUCAGUGGAGUAUCUGCGCAGCAACUUCAGGCCCAUUCAGAGCUUGGAUAAUCGCCACGUCUUCAAGUCAGCGGUCAAGGACGCCUGGCUGCCGGACCUGACCGACAGCGCCAGCGGGCCGUACGGCACAGAGGCUUCCAAAGUGUGCAGCAGCGCUCCCAUCAACAUGAAGGUGCAGCAUGUGAACGGCAGCGCUCUGGUGGUCCGCUGGGCUCGUCCAGAGGUGACGUACCACCCGCCCAUCCUCCACUUCCUGGUGUCCUACAGCUGGACGGCCCAUGACGACAGCUACGAGGAGACGCACCUGACAGACGCCAAGCACAAACUGGAGGCCGUCAUUUCUCCCGUCUCCCCCGAUGUGCUGUACCUGUUCCGAGUCCAGGCCGUCUGCAUGAAUGACAUGCGCAGUGAUUUCAGCCAGAGCAUGCUCUUCAGAGCAAACACCACCAGGAUCUUUGAGGGGACGAGGAUUGUGAAAACUGGAAUGCCGACUGCCUCUCCAGCCUCCUCAGCUGACAUGGCUCCCAUUUCCUCUGGCUCAUCUACCUGGACCUCGUCAGGCAUCCCCUUCUCCUUCGUCUCCAUGGCGACAGGCAUUGGCCCAUCCUCCAGCGGCAGCCAGGCAACGGUGGCAUCUGUGGUGACCAGCACUUUACUGGCCGGGCUGGGUUUCAGCGGUGGUGUCAUCUCCUCCUUUCCCAGCUCCGUUUGGCCAAGCCGAGCGCCGACCCAUAAUCCCACCUCAACGCGCCAGAUCGCCAAACCCGCCGAGCCCACCAAAGACGCCACCACCUCUGCCUCUGCUGUCACAGCAGCUGCAGCCAAAGAUAACGGUGAAGCUGGAGGUGAGGACAGGGAGAGCAGCAAGGGUGAAGGUGAGGAUGGAGAGAGGGGAGGAGAGGAUAAGGAUGAAGAGGAGGAGGAAGAAGAAGAGAAGGAUGAGAAGAAGGAGAGGAAAGGACGUGUGAGCAAAGCAGUGAGGAGGGACAACGGCACAGCGGUGAGCGAGCCACCCAGAGACACACCGGACUCCACGGCGAAGGAGAAAAAACAGACUGAACCAGAUCCAACUAAAGUGAGGCCUGGUGUAGAAGACCAACUGCAGGUGUAUGCCCACAAUCCACUUGACUCUAGCCUCACUACCACCACAGAGGCAUCCAAUGAAACAGCAGCAUUCCCUGCAGCAACACUCAGACCCAGCACAGGGAGGGACAAGAAGCACUGGCCUUUCUCCAUCCACACUGACCCCAGUGUGGUGACCAAUCUGACGGGCCAGGCGAGGCCUGGGUCUGGGGCAGGGUUGGGCCGUGUGGAGUGGUUGGUACCUUUGGUGGUGGUCUCAGCUCUAACCUUCCUCUGCCUCAUCCUUCUGCUGGCUGUGCUUGUCUACUGGAGUUCAGGUCGGCGGCAGCAUGUGGCAGCUCGUCUGCUCCCUCUCCUCUGCUCGUUCACCAGGAUGAAUGCCCUCUGCUCUCUGCUCUGUAUCAAAUACAGGCGCUGUUUCCAGACAGCUCAUUUCUACGUGGAGGACAGCAAUUCACCCAGGGUGGUGCCCAAUGAGACGAUCCCCGCCAUCCCCAUCCCAGAUGACAUGGACGCCAUCCCGGUCAAGCACUUCAUCAAACACGUCACUGAGCUCUAUUCAAAUAACCAACAGGGAUUCUCUGAAGACUUUGAGGAAGUACAGCGCUGCACCGCCGACAUGAAGAUCACCUCGGAGCACUCCAACCACCCGGACAACAAGCACAAGAACAGAUACAUCAACAUCGUGGCCUACGACCACAGCAGGGUGAAGCUGAGGCUGCUGGCUGGGAAGGACUCCAAACACACCGACUACAUCAACGCCAACUGUGUGGACGGUUAUAAUAAACCUAAAGCCUACAUCGCCACCCAGGGACCUCUCAAGUCCACCUUUGAGGACUUCUGGCGGAUGGUGUGGGAGCAAAACACCGGUGUCAUCGUCAUGAUUACCAACCUAGUAGAGAAAGGGCGGAGAAAAUGUGACCAGUACUGGCCGACAGAGAACAGUGAAGAGUACGGCAAUGUGGUAGUCACGCUGAAAAGCACCAAAGUUCACGCCUGCUACACUGUUCGCCGUUUCACACUGCGCAACAGUAAAGUCAAAAAGGGUGGGAAAGCGAACCCUAAGGUGCGGGGCCAGAAUGAACGGACAGUGCUCCAGUAUCAUUACACCCAGUGGCCAGACAUGGGUGUCCCAGAGUACACCCUGCCCGUCCUCACCUUUGUCCGCAGGUCCUCAGCCGCCCAGGAGCCUGAUAUGGGACCCAUGCUCGUUCACUGCAGUGCUGGAGUGGGUCGGACAGGGACGUACAUCGUCAUUGACAGCAUGCUGCAGCAGAUCAAAGACAAGAGCACAGUUAAUGUACUCAGCUUCCUCAAACACAUACGCACCCAGCGCAACUACCUAGUCCAGACGGAGGAGCAGUACAUCUUCAUCCACAAUGCCUUGAUGGAAGCUAUUUUGGGGAAGGAGACAGAAACGGCGGCUAGCCAGCUUCAAAGCUACUUCACCAGCAUCACGACGCCGGGACACGGUGGUCGGACACGUCUGGACAAACAGUUCAAGCUGGUAACACAGUGUAAUGCCAGAUUCAUGGAUUGCUUCAAUGCUCAGAAGGAGUGCAACAAAGAGAAAAAUCGAAAUUCCUCUGUGGUGCCAUCGGAGCGAGCGAGGGUUGGCCUAGCACCUCUGCCCGGGAUCAAAGGCACCGAUUACAUUAACGCCUCUUACAUCAUGGGUUACUACCGGAGUAAUGAAUUCAUAAUUACCCAGCAUCCUCUGCCUCACACCAUAAAAGACUUUUGGAGAAUGAUCUGGGACCACAAUGCACAAAUUAUUGUUAUGUUGCCUGCCGACCACGGAUUGGCAGAGGAUGAGUUUGUAUAUUGGCCCAGUCAAGAGGAGGCCAUGAACUGCGAGGUGUUCACUGUCACCCUCAUCAGUAAAGACCAGCUCUGUCUGUCCAACGAGGAGCAGAUCAGCAUCCACGACUUCAUCCUCGAGGCUACACAGGAUGACUAUGUAUUAGAGGUUCGUCACUUUCAGUGCCCCAAAUGGCCGAACCCUGAUGCACCCAUCAGCAGCACCUUCGAGCUCAUCAAUGUCAUUAAAGAGGAGGCGGCCACCCGCGACGGACCAACCAUCGUCCACGAUGAGUUGGGAGCAGUGUCAGCUGGCAUGUUGUGUGCCCUCACUACCCUGUCUCAGCAGCUGGAGAGCGAGGGCGCUGUUGAUAUCUAUCAAGUGGCCAAGAUGAUCAACCUCAUGAGGCCGGGAGUCUUCACUGACAUUGACCAGUACCAGUACCUCUACAAAGCUCUGCUCAGCCUCGUCAGCACCGAGGAGAACAGCUCUGGACUUCUGGCCCGGGACAUUAACGGGACCGCGGUGUCCAUGUCCAACCAGUGUGCCCAGGCAGAGAGCAUGGAGUCGUUGGUGUGAGAGAGGCCAGUCGGUGGCCCGGAGCUGACCCGAGGCCGUCCUGUGGGUCCAAACACCCUGCGAGGUCCCUGAACCCACAAAGCGGGGGGGGGGGGGCAACUUUGUAAAACGCGAAGGAACUAUUGUGGGACAAGACUUUUUGAGGCCUUUUUUGCCAGACUCUUGGUUAAAAUGAAUAACCUGAUUACUUUUUUACACUGAUAAAAAGUUUUUGAUAUUUAUUUUUUUUUCGCCAUUUUAUGUCUUAAUGUUCUCCUACUGAAGGGUUUGCACCUGCAUUUUUCAGUUUCACAGCAGCGUCGCUGGGCAACAAGAAACACUUUUCUGUCUCUUUCUUGUUUGCACUAUAUAACGUCAAUGUUACUGCCUAUACUAAAGCUGACUCACAGGCUUUUCUCUACACAAGCUCUGAUUUUUUUAUUUUUUUUUUUUUUUCGACAUUCCACGGCUCUGACCAUUAUUAAACCAACUGCUUCUGUGAAGGACAUUGUUCCGCCUGCCUGCCACCUACAGCACCGCGUUGUCUCCGGCACAAACUCUCAGCCUCAGUAACAAAACGCUGGUCGACUUCCGCUCAGUAUAACCUCCUCCACCCGGCUCAUCUAUAAUACUCAUAUUACCACUCAUCUAUCACAAGAGCCAAGAUCUUUGAACCUCUUGCCACAGACAAGUAGCACUUGUUUUCUAAAAGUAAUUUCCUCUCCACCUUUUUUCUCUCUUUUUUUUUUUUGCCUUUUUUUUGUCGUUGCUCUCUCUCUCUCUCUGUCUCUCUUCUUAGCGAGUCACACCCAUGUUAUAAAACCUAAGGUGGUGUAACAACUGCUACUGUGAACUUUUAUUAUUAUUUCUUUGUAUAAUUCAUAUUAUGCUUUUUAAUAUAUGGAAAUACUGUAUGUAUACAUAUAUAAAUAUAUCCUUAUCAUAAUAACUUUGUGAUUUUUGUACAUGUCUUUUGUGGCCUCUUGCCGCAGGCCGGUUGAUUUCCAACUCUCAUCCAAUAGUUUACGACUCCAGUUCUCACGGCAACCUGGACUCCCUCAGUCCUCUAUGGUCUCGUAUGCUGCUAUGUCAUCUAAUCUCACACACACACACGCACACACACGCACACACACGCACACACAUAAAGAUUCAGACCAGUUUGAAUCAUCUGACGAACUACAGCAGAUGAUGCAACCUCACGCCAUUCCCCAUAUUUUUUUCUUUUUUACAGUCAUGAAUUCAUUCUGACAGACAAGCCACAGAUUACAAACACAAAGGCCUGUGUGUUGAGCCUUCAUUUACUCACACAACCAUGUGUGUGUGUCAUUAUAGGAAGACAGCAGACUCAACAACAAGCUCUAUGCAACAAAUUGCUUUUGUUUUAGAAACAUAAAACAGGGUUUGAAACAGUCUUUGGGUUCUCAGUGUUAGUCUAGUCCAGAUCUGCAAAGUCUUACUCAUUCAAUCUGCGCUGUCUUGUCUCAACAGUGAAAAAAACAGAAAGAUCUUUUUGCUUUUAAGAGUCUUUCAUAUGAUAUGUCAUUCAUCUUUGACAAUGAGAAUCGGACAAGAAAUAUUUCCCCAUAAGAUUUCCCUCAAUUUGUAAAUUCGAACCACGUAUGUGUUUUUUACCUCUGUAGGGUUGGGUAAGAACAGCUGUGUGUGAGGUUUCAAGGCCUUCACUGCCUUUAUCAGCUCCCAUGUACAGAGUUUACAAUGAGAAAGCAUUUCCUGCAGCAUCAUUAAUGCCCCCCCGUCACUAAUCAGUGCUAACGAGUCCAACCCAGGUAAAUAACAAUGGAAAUAUUCAAACCUUCAAACUCCGCUUUGCAGGAACAUUUACAUUUUUCUUUUUUUCAUGUCAAAUAUGCUAAUGAAAGUGGUUUUUGAUUUCAAGAGUAUCUGAAAAUGGAUUUGAUGACAAACCUUCUGCCAGUGCCCAACCCUGCUCUGUCACACUGGAAGGACGUUCCCCUGUAUUUGUCUUAAUGUCGUUUAAUUCUUCACAACAAUGAAGGUGUUAUUCUGGCUGUAUGUUCAGAUUUCCCCUUCCUGUCCAAGCCCACUGUUUUCUACACAAGAAGAAGUAGUAGUACACAUUAAGAUAUAUAUCAGGCUUAGGAUGCAUGUUUGGUCAUUUCAUUAGAUUUGUUGGCAAUAGGCUUGGGCCUAUGAUAAUAUUGAAUAUCGCAAUAUUUUCCACCAUAAUAUGCGCCACAUGUUUUGCACAGUCUGCUCUGCUGCCAAGUCUGACCCUCAGUGACCCAAGUGGCAGCAUCGCUUACACCUGAAACAUGAAGUAUAUAAAAUACGGCCCCGUGAUUAGAUCAGAUAUCACAGUAUUUGACUUGGACUGUAUCGAGAUAUUACAUUUUGGAUGUUGCCCAAGCCUUGUUGGCAAUAAAACAUUUACAGAAGUCAUCAGCCUUUUCCUUUAAACCCCUCACUAACUUGCAUCUAACAUUUAAGCAGCCAUCAACACACAGGUAACAGACGCAGCAUCCACCGUGUCAUUAAAACCCAGGGCUCUAACCGGAUCUGAUUGUGCACAGACCUGAACAGAUCAUUUCUAAACUGUUGUAAAGUGACUGGACUAACAACAAACAAAAAACAACUACAUAUUCUACUGUAUUUUGAAGAGACAGACAGGUGGAGGCCUGUUCAAGAUCCGUGCUCGCUGUCAGAUGUGUGACCGCUUGCUACCAACCUCCCAAGGCCUUGUGUAGAUAGUUUACAUCCCUCACUCACUUUUCUCCAGAGAUGUAUUUUUUGUGGUUUUGUGGCCUAAAAGCAAAGAGCAGAGACUCACGUUUCCUGCUUUAGCUGCAGUAACCCCUCACACACACACACGCACACACACACACACACACACACACACACACACACACACUCUUUGACAUGAGGAUGUUCUAAUUUUAGAUUUAAAUGAUAUUCUGUACCUCUGUUAUUGCUGGUGUGAGAUGAACACUUGUGGUUUUUGCAUUUUGAAUCAAAUUGUGAUUUUUUUUUUCCCUCCACAGCACAAAACAGAACAUGUGUCAAAUGGCAAAACAGCAAAGGAGACAAAUGUAUUUUAUUUUUUAGAAACUUUUACCAAAGACUUGAAUCCUCCUCGUGCAGAAAAAAGAUGUUGGUGAGCUUUUCUCUUUCUUUUCUUCAGUUUUCUCUCCUCUGACUGCCUCAUCACUCCCCCCCUCCCCCCUCCCCUCUCACUCUGUAUCUGUAUUUUUUACCAGUGUCCUCGAUUCAAAGUCUCACUUCACUAUCAGUUUGUUUGAACCUACUUGCAGUUAUUAUUAUUGGGACACAGAUGCAUCAAUAGAUAAACUGAGCAGACAGAAGAGCAUUAGAUAUUUCUAUUUCUGUUUAUCUUGUAGUUUUAUCUCCUUUUCAAAUGGGGGCCACAUUAGAAACUCUUCAUCUACAGAACAUGUUUGUUUCUAGCAAUUGAUUUCUUUGUUUUUUUCUUUCUUUCUUUUCUUUUUGUAAAUCCACUUUGCCAAACUGCCUGGUCACACCAGAAAGAGGCCGAGCAAAAUUCAUUUGUGCGUCCUCAAAAAACUGAUGAGCUACCAUGUCUGCUGAGAUCAUUUAUAACGUGUUCAUCCAGCCAAAGAUGCUGGUUAGCUCUCUGAUAAUAAAAGGUCAACUCAAAAAAACCUGCCAGCCGGACUUUCUGUAGUUUUCAUCUUGUCGUCUCACAUUAAUCUGAUUAAUGUGCAAUUUGAAAUUGUGAACUUAAAAGAGGAGUAAUGGACGCACAUGAACCCCGAGAAACUCUCAAAUGUUACAAAAAAAAUUCUGCACUCUCACGAGGUGGUUUUUCAGACUAUUCGCGAAUUCAUUUCACAAAAAUUGAAAGGGAAACACAAGUCGUGGCGCCUGCUGUAUCAGACCGCAGGGAGCCAGUUCCAACCAUGAGGCAGUCUGCUGGAAAUCCAUUGUCGUGUUUAAUUGGAAUGAUAUUAAUGGAUAUCACUCAGUGGAAACACAGAUCAUUCACAAUUGGGUUUUGUUGACUUUUCUAAAAACAAAAAUGGCUUCUAUAUUUCUCUCUAUUAUAAAGUGGUGACUCUGUCUUUGCUGUGGUAGGUGUGACUGUGAGAGUGUAUAGUUGUUUAUCUAAAUGUGUCGGCUCUGUGAGACACCGGCCCAGCUCAUGGACAGAUGUCCAAGCCUGCAGACCAUGUUGCGUCUCCUGUGUGGAUCAGUGUCCCACAGAUUUCCGCUAAUGUGUUAUCACAAUCCUUCAUACCUCUCUGGGUCUCCACCUAUUAUUAUUGGUGCUGGCAGUUUGCUGUGGACUCACAGCAUGGACUCACGUUGUACGGUUAGAGUGAAAUCAACUGACCUCUGACAUUCUGCUUGUCAUGCUGUUGUGACCAGGCUCUUCAGAUUGUCACUGCCAUUUUUCCUUGUCCCCAUUUUCAUUCUGAUCAUCGUGAUCGUUCCGAAUGAAAAGUAUUUUGUGUUGCCUGUGAAGUGCACACACGCAGCUGUACUAUCAAUAAAAACUGUACAUAUACUGUAUUCCGUUGCCUCUGUAAACCUGGACCUCCUCUGGAAACUGUGUCAGUAUCGACUGUGUCACAGGAAACUUUUCACCUCUCACGUUUUCAGCGUUUCUCUUGAUGAUUUAGUAACUCAAACAUAUUUCUUUUACCGCAAAGAAAGGUUUCCGAAAUGACACACGUCUGAUCUGUGAUCACAAACAUUGUCAGUUUUUUCUCUCUCACCUGGACUCAUGUAUAUGGCGUCGCUGUUGGUGGUGGAUCCUGUGGAAACCAGGUGUCUUUGCAUCCACAUCAUCAGAGUCCAGUUUCCAGCUUCACAUCCUCCGUUAAUGUUCAGGCAGUGAUUGUGAAGUUACGAUGUCACCUGCUUAGGUUUUUGGUUCUCAUCCUUUCGGGGCUCUGAUUCUGUUGUCAGCUCUCUGGAUAAUUUCCUGUCUGUUGACCCAUUAUGAAAAGGAAAGGUGGCUGUUCCUUCCUCUUUUGUAACAGGAACUACAGGAUGGAGUUCUUUCUUUUUCUUUUGUUUUUUUGUUGAAAGCUAUAUCAAAGCAUUCUAUUAUAGUGUUAUUUAAUAUGUAAAUGGUAUUGCUAUACAUAAAAUAAAAUAUGGGUUUUGAUGUAA